Molecule: messenger RNA, 3131 nt
Organism: Conger conger (European conger)
Lineage: Eukaryota; Metazoa; Chordata; Actinopteri; Anguilliformes; Congridae
Product: RNA/RNP complex-1-interacting phosphatase-like
Exons: 9
Coding region: 577-1566 (329 amino acids)
Biological process (GO): protein dephosphorylation
Molecular function (GO): polynucleotide 5'-phosphatase activity; protein tyrosine/serine/threonine phosphatase activity
Source: RefSeq, a predicted model, not a curated record
ACUGCGUCAUCAACUUGCGUCCAAGCACGGAGUGCUGACUAUAAUCUUCAGCAAAUCAGUGGCGUGGAACUGAGUAACUUUAGUUUCGUUGUCAUAUAGAAACACAUAAUUCAAUGAUUACUCAAUCGAAAUUGUCAUUACUCCUGUUGACAGUAUAAGCUAGCAUGACAGUGGAGUUUGCUUACUUAGCUACUAUCUAGCUAGCUCGGUCAUGUAUCGAUAUGUCUAACGUUAGUUUCCAUUAGGUAGCUAGCAAGCUAUCUUACUCUUAACUAGAUAGCCUUAGCCUAUCUAUUUUGCUAGCUAACUAGCAGUUGUUUACAUGCGGUUUAUAACAUUAUUCUUAUUUUAACAGUCAAUGCAGUUGCUAUCAUGUUAGGCAUUUCUGCCGGUAAAAACACAUUUAACUAGUUGGCUGUUUUGUACGCACAAGGCAGUCCACGUGUGCGAUUCUGGAGCUUUUUGUUAAUUAACUUGCAUGUUUUGUGGAUCAAAGUUGAAAGGCAGUAGGCAGUUGAUCAAAGGCAGUAAAGAUUAUCGCCCACAAGUGAUUUUCAAUAACGGGGUGCAAAUACUAUGCCUCCACAAAAGAAGAAUGGAAUUCCAGACAGGUGGAUGGAAUACCAGGCCGUCGGGAAAAGAAUCCCCGGGACCCGGUUUAUCGCCUUUAAAGUUCCCCUGAAUAAGAACCUGAGGAAGCUGCUGCCCCCUCUGGAAGCCUUUGGCCCACAGGACCUGGUGAACUUGGUGGAGCAGGAGAAGGACACUCUGGGCCUGGUUAUAGACCUGACCUUCACCAAACGCUACUACAAGCCAGAGGAUCUGCCAGACGGUGUGCAGUAUCGGAAGAUCUUCACGGAAGGACACAGAGUUCCCAGCGACCCUACCAUCCUAAGCUUCAAACGGGCAGUGCAUCGCUUUCUCAGGGAAAACCAGGACAACGAUAAAUUGAUAGGAGUGCACUGUACCCAUGGGCUAAAUCGCACAGGCUAUCUGGUGUGCAGGUAUCUGAUAGAUGUUGAAGGCAUGGAUCCUGCGGAGACCAUAGAGUUGUUCAACAGGUCGAGGGGCCACUCCAUAGAAAGGGAGAACUACAUACAGGACCUGAAGUCAGGGCCCAAGAGAAGCAAUCGGGGCAUUGAGCAGCCGGACGAGGAGCCUGUUUGGGGCCCCAGACCAGACGGUUCCCGGUUUGUGGCACGCGCACACCAGCACUUCAACACGCGACAGCCAUUUCCUGGCCCCUACAUCCCUCCCUAUCAGAUGGGUUUACCGCCACCGAUGGAGGGCUAUCUGGGACCCCGCUUUCGCCCUCCCCUACUCCCACCCUAUAGGACAGGGCCCCCAAGGCCGCCCAAUCAGGGGCCAGACUGGAACGGCCCCUGGCCUCCCUGCCCCGCCCCGUACCUCAUGCCCCCGUGCUACGCCUACGGGGAGCCCUGGCAACCCUCGAACGGCUGGCUCCCUCCCGCUGGCUUCCCACCAGGGCAUCAGGGCAGGCCCCCCAGGCCCCAGAGGCCCCAGAGGAAGCUGCGGAACAAGGCCCACAGAAAGGACAGGCCCUGAGGCCGCGGGCAGAGAAAGCUGGGACUCUGGAGCUGCCCCUCUCUGGAGCUGGAGCUGCCUCUAUCUCUAGAGUUGUCCCUCUCUCUGGAGCUACCCCUCUCUCUGGAGCUGCCCCUCUCUCUGGAGCUGCCCCUCUCUCUGGAGCUGCCCCUCUCUCUGGAGCGGCCCCUCUCUGGAGCGGCCCCUCUCUGGAGCUGGAGCUACCCCUCUCUCUCUAGAUCUGCCCCUCUCUCUCUAGAGCUGCCCCUCUCUCUAGAGCUGCCUCUCUCUCUUGGGCGGCCCCUCUCUCUCUGGAGCUGCCCCUCUCUCUCUGGAGCUGCCCCUCUCUCUCUGGAGCUGCCCCUCUCUCUCUCUAGAGCUGCCCCUCUCUCUGGAGCAGCCUCUCUCUGGAUACACAUCAUGGAGUGUUCUGCACAUGUGCGUUUAGCCUAAGUUAAUUUACCCCCCCCCCCCCCCCUGCCAAAACAAGAAGUGGAAUGAUUGAUCCCAGUCGGUUGGUUAGAGACCAGUGAUAUCAUCUAACCAGAAAGAAAAACCUGGGAAAUUGAGUUCCUGUGGUCUGGGUGGGAUUAUGGACUUCAAUGAGCUGCUUUUAAACGUGAAUACUGACUUGCAGAAUUUCUUUCUUUUUUUUUUUUAUCCCCCAAAUUGGAUUGAAGUGGUGGACUCUUUUAAUUAUUUUAUCUUUUAGCCAGGCUAACAGAUAUUUUAUUUGUACUGAACAUUAUGAUUUUAACAAGGAAAAUAUACUACAUAAUAUCUGGAUGCUGGAGAUGGUAAUAAGAAGGUUCACAUUGCCCGUGAAUGGUGAUGCCAUUCUUUUUGUUAAAUGUAAUUACAGUUGAAAACUAGAGAAAUGGUUCUUGGCUCUUUGCUAUAUCAUGAACUCCUUAAUAGCAAUUUUUAAAAAAAACUUUAAAAAAAAAACAUUACGUACAAGCCAUUUCAGUUUGUUUAACCUUUCUUGCUGAGUCCUUGAAGUGCCUACAGAUAUAACUUAUUUUUGUCUCCAAAGAUUUAAGAUGUAUUUCAGUGCCGAAUUAAAACCCCUGACUCUGAACCCUGAGGCUAAAUGAUAUUCAUUGGGUAGGCUUGAAUAAAACUGGUGUACAUGACCAGCGCCAUUUUGAACGCUCUUGCUCAUUCAUACCUGGGUUGUGUGUACAUAUCCUUGCCCGCCUAUUUAAAUGUUUAAAAAGGUCCCCUGUUAUACCACGUUUUGCCAUUUUUUAAUUAUUCCACAAGGUCUUCGUAAACUUAUUGAUAAUGAUUUCUAAGGCCCACAUGCAUCAGUAUUCUCUUCCUGCUUUUCGUAGCCAAAACGCCCACAAAAGGGUCACACAGUCUAACCCCGCCCCCAGAACCCAAUUCCCCCUCCCGCUUCCUGUGGUCAGCUUUCUGUGUCAUUUACCAAGUCACAUUAAUUGUGGGCCUUUAAGGGUAAAAGAAUAUUGCGAUGCGUUUACAUCGUAUGAGUGGUGGCCAUCCCUGGCCCUCGAUAGGUAGCAGCCUAGUAUUUCAUUUACAGAGCUCCUUAAUAAACUUAUAUUACCAUAUUACCUGAC